GCGCUGUUAUCGACCGUUGGAAGCUGUCAAGAGAAGAACUUCUGAAGAAUUCUUGGAGCCUUCUAUGCAUAUUUAUUCAUUAGUGAAAAAUGACCACUGCUAACAAGACACCCCCUGGUGCAGAUCCAAAGCAGCUGGAAAGAACUGGAACUGUUAGAGAAAUAGGAUCACAAGCUGUUUGGUCACUUUCAUCUUGUAAACCAGGAUUUGGUGUAGACCAAUUACGAGAUGAUAAUCUAGAAACAUACUGGCAGUCUGAUGGAUCACAGCCUCACUUGGUGAACAUCCAGUUCAGAAGAAAAACAACAGUCAAGACACUAUGUAUUUAUGCAGAUUAUAAAUCUGAUGAAAGCUACACUCCAAGCAAGAUCUCUGUCAGAGUAGGAAACAAUUUCCACAACUUGCAGGAAAUCCGGCAACUUGAAUUAGUGGAACCGAGUGGUUGGAUUCAUGUUCCCUUAACUGAUACUCACAAGAAACCUAUUCGCACUUUUAUGAUUCAGAUUGCUGUUUUAGCCAAUCACCAAAAUGGAAGAGACACUCAUAUGCGACAAAUUAAGGUGUAUACACCAGUGGAAGAAAGUUCUAUUGGUAAAUUUCCUAGAUGUACAACUAUUGAUUUCAUGAUGUAUCGUUCGAUCAGGUAAACAAUCAACAGUUUUGUACUUGAAUUAUAACAAUGUAUUUUUGUGUAAUUUUAAAAUAAAGACUUGAAAUUUGCUUGUUA
Messenger RNA from Elgaria multicarinata webbii, 727 nucleotides. RefSeq names its product anaphase promoting complex subunit 10 (gene ANAPC10). The transcript is spliced from 6 exons. Lineage: Eukaryota; Metazoa; Chordata; Lepidosauria; Squamata; Anguidae. Gene Ontology annotation, cellular component: anaphase-promoting complex. Gene Ontology annotation, biological process: anaphase-promoting complex-dependent catabolic process; protein K11-linked ubiquitination. The coding region runs from base 90 to 647 and encodes 185 amino acids. The record is from RefSeq and is a predicted model, not a curated record.